This is a messenger RNA of Oncorhynchus keta (chum salmon), 1475 nucleotides long. RefSeq names its product lipoma-preferred partner homolog. Gene Ontology annotation, cellular component: stress fiber; focal adhesion. Bases 34 to 423 code for a protein of 129 amino acids. NCBI's taxonomy places the organism in Eukaryota, Metazoa, Chordata, Actinopteri, Salmoniformes, Salmonidae. The record is from RefSeq and is a predicted model, not a curated record. The transcript is spliced from 3 exons. Gene Ontology annotation, biological process: cell-cell adhesion.
CUGGAGUCCUGUAACGUCUGCAGUCAACCCAUCAUGGAGCGUAUUCUGCGGGCUACAGGGAAGGCCUACCACCCUCACUGCUUCACCUGUGUGGUGUGCCAACGCAGCCUGGACGGUAUCCCCUUCACUGUGGACGCUGCCAACCACAUCCACUGCAUCGACGACUUCCACAAGAAGUUUGCCCCUCGUUGCUGUGUGUGUUCUGAGCCCAUCAUGCCAGCUCCAGGCCAGGAGGAGACUGUUCGUAUCGUCGCCUUGGACCGAGACUUCCACGUGCAGUGUUACCGCUGUGAGGACUGUGGUUCUCCUCUGUCUGAAGGGGACAACCAGGGUUGUUACCCCCUGGACGGGCAUGUCCUCUGUAAGAGCUGUAACACCAGCCGUAUCCAGGCCCUCACCGCCAAGGCUACCACUGACCUCUGAACCCCAGAUACCCUGCUACACCGCCAAGGCUACCACUGACCUCUGAACCCCACAUACCCUGCUACACCGCUCACCUCUACUGCCUGGCUGGCUGCCCUUCAGCCCGACACACACACACGUACACACACACACAUGUACACAUACACACACACACACAUGUACACAUACACACUUACACACACACACACGUACACAUACACACACACACACACACACACGUACACACACACACACACACGUACACAUACACACGUACACACACACGUACACACACACACACACACACACACACAAAUCUAUGAAUAUUAUGAAAUUGCUAAUGGGGAGAAACGAAGAUGUGAUGUCCCCGAAAUGUUGACAGUCUCGGUACGAUCGUCAUCCUGUUGAUUCCUUUAUUGCUGUCAUUAUUAUUAAUGUUCCCUCUACUUGCAUUUACUCUUUGACAUUGUAGUCACUUAGCAGACACUCCUUAAUCAGAGAGAUUCACAGGACAGUCAGCAGACACUCCUUAAUCAGAGAGAUUCACAGGACAGUCAGCAGACACUCCUUAAUCAGAGAGAUUCAGUCAGCAGACACUCCUUAAUCAGAGAGAUUCACAGGACAGUCAGCAGACACUCCUUAAUCAGAGAGAUUCAGUCAGCAGACACUCCUUAAUCGGAGAGAUUCAGUCAGCAGACACUCCUUAAUCAGAGAGAUUCAGUCAGCAGACACUCCUUAAUCAGAGAGAUUCAGUCAGCAGACACUCCUUAAUCAGAGAGAUUCACAGGACAGUCAGCAGACACUCCUUAAUCAGAGAGAUUCAGUCAGCAGACACUCCUUAAUCAGAGAGAUUCAGUCAGCAGACACUCCUUAAUCAGAGAGAUUCAGUCAGCAGACACUCCUUAAUCAGAGAGAUUCACAGGACAGUCAGCAGACACUCCUUAAUCAGAGAGAUUCACAGGACAGUCAGCAGACACUCCUUAAUCAGAGAGAUUCAGUCAGCAGACACUCCUUAAUCAGAGAGAUUCACAGGACAGUCAGCAGACACUCCUUAAUCAGAGAGAUUCAGUCAG